This is a messenger RNA of Stomoxys calcitrans (stable fly), 388 nucleotides long. Its product is annotated as cuticle protein 8-like. Bases 1 to 321 code for a protein of 106 amino acids. Gene Ontology annotation, cellular component: extracellular matrix. The transcript has 3 exons. NCBI's taxonomy places the organism in Eukaryota, Metazoa, Arthropoda, Insecta, Diptera, Muscidae. The record is from RefSeq and is a predicted model, not a curated record.
AUGGAGUCCAUAGGAAUUAUAGGCGAUUACUUUCGUAGGAUCUUAAACUACAAAUAUCACUAUUACAUCGAUCAUGCUCCCUCCAAAGUUCACAUGAUGCACAUCGAAGAACGCCAUGGCGAUAAAGUUGUGGGUCAAUAUGGUCUACUGGAACCCAAUGGCAUGGUACGCAGUGUCCACUAUCAAGUGGUGGGCGAUAAUGGUUUCGAAAGUGUUGUGCAGACCCGAACUCCCCACAGUUCAUCCCAUAUACGACUGAUGAGUCAGAAACAACCAUUGCGACCGAUUGUCCAAAAUGAACCGAUUUUCUCGUUGUUUUGAUUGGAAUUCACAUUAAAGGGUAAUAAAAUUACAUGUCACUUCAGCCUGUUUUUGUGGUCAUUUUUAU